Messenger RNA from Zalophus californianus (California sea lion), 1969 nucleotides. It is a transcript of the gene SLC35A4, whose product is annotated as solute carrier family 35 member A4. The record is from RefSeq and is a predicted model, not a curated record. Gene Ontology annotation, molecular function: pyrimidine nucleotide-sugar transmembrane transporter activity. Lineage: Eukaryota; Metazoa; Chordata; Mammalia; Carnivora; Otariidae. Gene Ontology annotation, cellular component: Golgi membrane. The coding region runs from base 34 to 1008 and encodes 324 amino acids. Gene Ontology annotation, biological process: pyrimidine nucleotide-sugar transmembrane transport. The transcript has a single exon.
AGCUACACAGACUACCUGGGGGCUGGUUUGGGCAUGAGUGUAGAGGACGGGGGUACGCCAGGCCUGGGCCGUCCCAGGCAGGCCCGCUGGACCCUGAUGCUACUCCUGUCCACUGCCAUGUAUGGCGCCCAUGCCCCAUUGCUGGCACUGUGCCAUGUGAACGGCAGAGUGCCCUUCCGGCCCUCCUCGGCCGUGCUGCUGACUGAGCUGACCAAGCUACUGCUGUGCGCCUUCUCCCUCUUGGUGGGCUGGCAAGCAUGGCCCCAGGGGGCCCCACCAUGGCGCCAGGCUGCCCCCUUUGCACUAUCAGCCCUACUGUAUGGAGCUAACAACAACCUGGUGAUCUAUCUUCAACGUUACAUGGACCCCAGCACCUACCAGGUGCUGAGCAAUCUCAAGAUUGGAAGCACGGCCCUGUUCUACUGCCUGUGUCUCCGGCACCGCCUCUCUGCACGCCAGGGCUUAGCACUGCUGCUGCUGAUGGCAGCGGGGGCCUGCUAUGCAGCUGGUGGCCUCCAGGACCCUGGGAACACCCUUCCUGGACCCCCUUCAGCAGCUGCUGCUGGCCCUAUGCCCCUGCAUAUCACUCCACUGGGACUGCUGCUUCUCAUCUUGUACUGCCUCAUCUCGGGCCUGUCGUCUGUGUACACAGAACUGCUUAUGAAGCGACAGAGGCUGCCCCUAGCACUUCAGAACUUCUUCCUCUACACUUUUGGUGUGCUCCUGAAUCUAGGUCUACAUGCAGGUGGUGGCCCUGGCCCGGGCCUCCUGGAGGGUUUCUCCGGAUGGGCAGCGCUUGUGGUGCUGAGCCAGGCACUAAAUGGACUGCUCAUGUCAGCCGUCAUGAAGCAUGGCAGCAGCAUCACACGCCUGUUUGUUGUGUCCUGCUCACUGGUGGUCAAUGCUGUGCUCUCGGCAGCCCUGCUGCGGCUACAGCUCACUGCUGCCUUCUUCCUGGCCACGUUGCUCAUUGGUCUGGCUGUGCGCCUAUAUUAUGGCAGCUGCUAGCCCCUGACCACCUCCACCCAGACUCCUGACCCUGUAGAUUGGGUACGAUCAUGAGAGCCACCUCCCAGGCCUCCGGACCCUUCCUCAGCAGCCAGCCCUGUAACAAGUGCCUUGUGACAAAAGGGGGUGGUGAGAACAGCCAGGUUAGUCUCUGGAGGUGGGUGAAUGAAGGGUUACCCCAGGAGACUUAAAGACUGGGUUUGAUUAAAGAAACUUAACUUCCCAGAAGUCCAUCCACACUCUAAGGAAUUGGGGAAGCAUCAAUACCUAGGCCUUAGAAAUGACCUCACCCCGAAUGGAGGAGGCUCCCUGCCUCAUCCUGCAUGAAUGCAGUUGUUUCAAGUGGGGUAUGGGCACCAGUUGGCUUUCCUUGCCUCCUGUGGUCACCCCAGCAGACCCAUUGCGUCCAGGCCUGGUGCGGGCUACUCCAGCCCAGCUUUGGUACAUGACUCCCCCCCGUUAGAGACAUUCACCCCUCACUGUAAUGCAGGAAAGCCCGAUUGCCACAGCUUUUAUACCGAUCGCCCAGGCCACUCUUCUAAAGCUCCCCCAGCUCCAGCAACACCUGGAGACAGUGCUCCAUGCUCCUUCCACCAUGCUGCUCUCCACACCCACCCAGCCUUUGUUCUGGAAACCCCAGAGAGGACUGGAGCUUGACUCAUCUCAGGGAAUGUUGCCCCUGGGCCCUGGCUUAAGGCUACACUCCUGACCUCUCUGCUCACUCCAAGGCCCCUCUCCAAGCCCACUGCCCCCUCUACAGCUCCUAGGAGGUACCAUUCUUCUCACUCUGGGUCCUGCCCCUGCCUAGCAGUGUCCCAGCUCUUUACAGUUUAGGGAAGCUCUACCCAGAAUGACCUGGAACCAGGCACAGGGAAAUUUGGUGUAGCUCAAUCAGUGUCUCUAUGUAAGCAAUAAAGUCUUAAUAAAGUGUUCUGGGGUGCAGGUGGUUCCUGCAAUUGGC